AUGGCUGCACAAACCUCUCUUCAAGGCCCUGCUUUCAACCCAAAGUUGGAAUUGCAGGGUCAUGUGGGAACGGUAUUUACACUGAUUGCUAUGGAAGAGACAUCUCACUAUCUCCGAUUGUCCAAAGUUGAUAAUUUACGUGCAGACUCUCUGCCAACCAUCUCCAUAGCCUCAGAUUCUACUAUUUCUAAUGGCUCUGGAACGAAGCUGAAACUUAAGGAAAGCAGUUCUCCUCCAGUGUGCACUCCGAAUGCAAGGGGCCCAGAAGCAAAGCUGGAGGUGAGACCUGAAGAGAGCUGGAACCAUGCUGACCUCGUGCGCUGCAAAGGAGCAGACUCCACUCCUGGAAAGCCAGCCAUCAAUGCCCAUGAGAGAGAUGGGGGUCCCCAAAUCUGCCGUGUAUGUGGGGACAAGGCCACUGGUUAUCACUUCAACGUCAUGACAUGUGAAGGAUGCAAAGGCUUUUUCAGGAGGGCCAUGAAACGCAACGCCCGCCUGAGGUGCCCCUUCCGGAAGGGCACCUGCGAGAUCACUCGGAAGACCCGGCGACAGUGCCAGGCCUGCCGCCUGCGCAAGUGCCUGGAGAGCGGCAUGAAGAAGGAGAUGAUCAUGUCCGACGCGGCCGUGGAGCAGAGGCGGGCCUUGAUCAGGAGGAAGAAGAGGGAACGGAUUGGGACUCAGCCCCCUGGAGCCAAGGGUCUGACCGAAGAGCAGUGGAUGAUGAUCAGGGAGCUGAUGGAUGCUCAGAAGAAAACCUUUGACAUCACCUUCUCCCAUUUCAAGAAUUUCCGGCUGCCCGAGGUGCUUAGCAGUGGCUGUGAGAUUCCAGAGUCUUUGCAGGCUCCAUCACAGGAAGAGGCUGCCAGGUGGAGCCAGAUCAGGAAAGAUCUGUGUUCCGUGAAACUCUCUCUGCAGCUGCGGGGGGAGGAUGGCAGCAUCUGGAACUACAAACCCCCAGCCGAAGGCAGUGGGAAAGAGAUCUUUUCCCUGCUGCCCCACAUAGCUGACUUGUCCACCUACAUGUUCAAAGGCAUCAUCAACUUUGCGAAAGUCAUCUCCCACUUCAGGGACUUGCCCAUCGAGGACCAGAUCUCCCUGCUGAAGGGGGCUACCUUUGAGCUGUGCCAACUGAGAUGCAACACGGUGUUCAAUGCAGAGACUGGGACCUGGGAGUGUGGUCGGCUGUCCUACUGCCUGGAAGACCCUGCAGGGGGCAUCCAGCAGCUUCUCCUGGAGCCGCUGCUGAAAUUCCACUACAUGCUGAAGAAGCUGCAGCUGCACAAGGAGGAGUAUGUGCUAAUGCAGGCCAUCUCCCUCUUCUCCCCAGAUCGUCCAGGUGUGGUGCAGCGCAGGGUAGUGGACCAGCUGCAGGAGCAAUUCGCUGUCACCUUGAAGGUCUACAUCGAAUGCAAUCGGCCCCAGCCAGCCCACCGGUUCCUGUUUCUGAAGAUCAUGGCUAUACUCACCGAGCUUCGCAGCAUCAACGCCGAGCACACCCAGCGGCUGCUGCGCAUCCAGGACAUACACCCCUUUGCUACCCCCCUCAUGCGGGAGUUGUUCAACAUCACAGAUGGCUGAGCAGCGGCCCCUGGGCUAGCCCCCAUGGGGGCAGCCAGAGCCAGAGCCCUUGGAGCCGCCACUCCUGGGGCUAGAAAGAUGGACUCCACUGAGAGCCGACAGUGCCCGACAGGUCCUGCCUCUCCAGGGAACACACAAUGACAGCUCUGAGGAUGCUGGCUAGUAUUCAUCAGGAGGGAACAUGGGUCCUCUCAGCCCCCAGCUCAGUCUGUGGAGAAUGAAGCCAUUGACCCUUAAAUGGAGAGUGCACUGGCCUAUAGGUCAGGCCCAUUGAGAGGCAAGGCCACCCUUCCCUUAGAAGGCCCAGUGGUCUGGGGAUCUAGUGUUAUGGUGAGAGAGGGGAAAGGGUGACUGGGGGUGGGCCAUCGAGGGUCUGUGCCCAUACCCGAGUUCAUUAGCUUCUUGGGUGUUUUCACUGCUACCUCUAGCACCCUUGUCUCCCACUUCUCACUCAUUCCCAACCCACAGCCUCCUGUCCUGAGCUGCUCUGAGUUCCAGGCCUGUGUCCAUCAGCAGAUGCAUUAGUGACUGUGGGAGUAUUCUCGAGAGAAGCCAGAAGCCUGCACCAAAUGUCAGAAGCUGCUCAGGACUUCCCUAUCUUUUUAUUCUUCCCUCCUCCUGACACCUCAUUCUGUCUCUACAUCCAAACAUGUUAUUAAGCACCAAACAAUAAGCAACCUGCUGUGGGGUAACGCUGACUCAGAAAUGGAUCCUGACUUUCAAGUUUAUGGUUCAGUAAAGAAAACAAAGCAGAAACACACAUAACUUUGAUCAAAAGAAGUGAUGUGGCGUAAGCAGCAUAAAGGAUGUCUUUGUGUGGAUGCUGAGCUACGCUGGGGUUGUGUGUGCACUCAGGACCCAAGAGAGGGAUCCCUGGAACCUGUGCCCGAGGCAGGGAGGGCACUAGCUGGCUGUGUGCACGUGUGUGUGUCUGCUCCACAUCUGAGCUGGGGUGUGGGUUGCUCCCGAAGCUGGAACCCUGGGGUGCUCGCUGUGACAGGCUACGUUGCCAGGCAGUUAAUAAAUGCGCUGGAUAUGUGUGCACUGUA
Molecule: messenger RNA, 2627 nt
Organism: Equus quagga
Lineage: Eukaryota; Metazoa; Chordata; Mammalia; Perissodactyla; Equidae
Gene: NR1I2
Product: nuclear receptor subfamily 1 group I member 2
Exons: 10
Coding region: 1-1578 (525 amino acids)
Biological process (GO): cell differentiation; positive regulation of transcription by RNA polymerase II; negative regulation of transcription by RNA polymerase II
Molecular function (GO): zinc ion binding; RNA polymerase II cis-regulatory region sequence-specific DNA binding; nuclear receptor activity
Source: RefSeq, a predicted model, not a curated record